This is a messenger RNA of Hyaloscypha bicolor E, 1593 nucleotides long. Its product is annotated as cytochrome P450. Gene Ontology annotation, molecular function: monooxygenase activity; oxidoreductase activity, acting on paired donors, with incorporation or reduction of molecular oxygen; iron ion binding. The coding region runs from base 1 to 1593 and encodes 530 amino acids. The transcript has 6 exons. The record is from RefSeq and is a predicted model, not a curated record. Lineage: Eukaryota; Fungi; Ascomycota; Leotiomycetes; Helotiales; Hyaloscyphaceae.
AUGCACCUCUCGUCGGCCCUCGUGGCCGCCUUGCUGGUCGCUUUCCUGGUUACUUCUACCGUCCGUUACAUUUACACCCGCUACUUCUCGCGGCACGCACUCCCCUCGAGCCUGCCAUGGAUCGGGGUCGAAGGUGGCAGUUGCUUCUCGCGUGCUCGUGCAACUCUCCGGAGCUUCUGGCACACACGGGAGCUUGUGUUCGAAGGUUAUGAGAAGUACUCAAAGAAAGGCCUCCCGUUUGUUCUCCCCAACAUCACUACCGGCCCUGAAGUCAUACUUCCAAUGUCCCAAAUGGAAUGGCUGCUAAAACAAAAAGAGACUGUCCUCGAUCAAAACGAAGUCAACCGGAGCUUUUUACAGGCUGACUACACCAUGCUCCAUCCAAAGGUCGUCACUGAUACCGUACACGAGGAUGUCAUCCGAAAGGAGUUGACUAAGAUGCUUGGUGACUACACUGCCGACGUCAUUGACGAGAUUGACUAUGCCUUCAGGAAGAAUUGGGGUGUUGAUACCAAAGAGUGGACUGAGAUCACCUCGUACUACUCCAUGCUGGAUAUCAUCGCUCGGAUUUCGAACCGUGUCAUCGUUGGCUUUCCACUCUGCCGUGAUGAAGGAUACCUCAGCCAUGCAAAGCAGUUUGCUCGUUGGGUUGUCGUCGAAGCUGCUUUCAUUGCCAUGGUUCCCAAGACUCUCAAAGGCAUCCUUGCACCACUCAUCCGAAUCCUCGACGUCAACUACUUCCGUCAAAACUCUAAGGUCGUCGUUCCUCUGAUCAAGAAACGCCUCUCGUCUCCCUCGAUCGAAGAGAAGAAGAAGCUGACAAAUCCACAGGACGAUUACAUUCAAUGGUCAAUUGAUCACUCCUACGACCGCAAGGAUCCCUCUCUCCGCACCGUCGAUAUAAUCAACAAACGCCUCUCUGUCAUCCAAUUCGCCGUCAUCCAAUCGUCAACCAUAACUCUCGCGAACUUGGCUUUGGACCUCGCUUCCUACCCCGAGCUGUCCUCUAUGUUCGCCCAUAUCCGCUUCGAAGUCCUCAACGAACUCCAAGCCACUGGUGGAGAAUGGACCAAGGACGCUCUUGCCCGCAUGGUCUCUCUCGACAGCGUCCUGCGCGAAAGCAUGAGGAUGUGGGGCUUCGUCAGUCGCGGCGUCAUGAAAGAGGUCGUCGCCAAAAAAGGAGUCACCCUUCCAUCUGGCCAUCACCUUCCUCACGGUACGAAAGUCGGGGUUCAUGCUUCUCCGGUACAUAGGGAUGAUGACAUCUACCCCGAUGCCUUGGAGUUCAAGCCCUUCCGGUUCUGUUCAAAUGGUGGCUUGAGAAUGGUCGAUGAUUAUUCGGAGAAGGUUGUUGGAAACGGCAUCCCGCUCGUCACCACCAGCUCAAACUUCAUGGCUUUCUCUCAUGGUCGUCAUGCAUGCCCAGGUCGUUUCUUCGCCUCCCAACAGCUGAAACUGGUCCUCGCAUACAUCGCCCUCAACUACGACAUCAAGCCAAUCCCCUUCCGCCCGACCAAUCUCUGGUUCGUCAACACACAAGGUCCACCUCUCGACUCCAAGAUCUCCGUUCGCCGUCGCGAGGGCACGGUCUGA